ACUUUUUUCUUUCCCUGUACACGUUUCUUUUUAAUUUUUGCAUACUUUUUUGCUCAAUUUAUUGAAUUUUCCUUUUGUUUGCAUUUAUUCCAUUUACUACAUCAUUAUUUCCUGCAUUUUUUUGCAUUUACCAUUCGCAAUAACACGUCUACAGGACAUCCAUCUAUUUUUUUGUUUCUUUUUGGCACUCUGGAAAACCUGUAUACAAAUUGAGAUUUUCAUUCCUUUAUAUAACAAACCAUUUUCCUGCCUACAAUCUAAAGGUUCUUUUUUAUAUUUAUCACGCAUACACACACCUCACUUUAUUUGCAUCCAUUCACUUAUUUCAUUUUACAUAUCAUUCGUACUUUUGAUAGCAUUGCACAAUCCACUCAUUAUCAUUAUUUUUCACUGCCACAUUUACUCAUUUACUCAUUUACUCAUUUUCAUUAUUUUCAUCACCAAUUUAUUAUUUUUCACAAAAACGCAAACAUGAAACUGCAAAACCUCACUCUUUCCAGCUCCAACGUUGAUCACGACAAUCUGCUGGCCAACAUAAACUACGACAAGAGCAACAAAAGUAAAAGCAGUACCGCCGAUAGCAACAAAAACAAAAUGCCUUUGUCGCCGGCCGCAGAGUGGGCCGAGAUUCCGCGAUAUAGCACCUGGGACCUGGGGAACAAGUACGCGUGCAGCCAAAGCACACUGGUCGCACGCCAGAGUCUCGACUCCAAGGACCGGUCCGCGGCAAUCCCAACAGUCAUGCCCACACUGUACUCAAUGCAAAGCACCGUUGCCGAAUCGCAGGCGCGCGUGUCAUUCAGUCAGGAGACUGAAGAGGUGCCCAAGAUCUCAAUAUCUAACGAUUUUGGCAUGGGGCUGGGAUCCGAUUUGGGCCGCGCACACCGCAUGAACACGCUUUUGAACAACCCGGAGCUUAUUGAGCAAUACCACAAUGCAGCUAAAUUAACCGAUAAUACGGAGGUGCAGUUUGAAUUUGCCAAACAACUUUUGCUCUGUGGAUCGGCUGACAUGGCAAGCGAUCAUAUAUUAUUGGCGAGCGAAAUGGCAGACAGCAAGCUAGUCCGCGAGGGUGUUUUCUGGAUCCUGCAUUUGGCAAGCAAGCACUGCCACCGCGACUCCAGUUUUCUGGUUGGCCGGUGGUAUGAGCUGGGUAAGUACGGGUGCAAAACCAGUCUCCGCAAGGCCGCAAAAUUCUACGCCAUUGCUGCAAAGACCAAUCACGCAGCCGCACAAUAUCACCUGGGAUGUAUUCAUGAGCUCACACAGAAGCCGCGCAAAGCCAGGGAGUGCUUUGAGAAUGCGUCUAAGCGUGGGUUUUCGCUUGCUUCUUAUCGCUUGGGCAUGGCUUAUUUAAGUGGCUCUAUGGGUGUUUCGGCGGAUUUCAGCUUGGCGUGUUCGUUUUUGAGAGAGUCCUUGUUUCAUAUGUCUCAUCCUGUGGCUGAUGCUGGGUAUCAUUUGGCCUUGGCCCUAAUUCAGCUGCCGUCGUUUGACCGCCACUCUGUCUCGGAGCCUCAUCUUUACCUGAAGCGUGCGUGGAUGCUCGGUCAUUCUGAUGCAGGCGCUCUUUUACGCGAUAUUCUGCGGUAGUUUACCACAUUUUAAAUAUAUAUUAUUUAGAAAUAUUGGUUUGUCGUAUCGUUUCGGCACGAUUGAAAGCA
Messenger RNA from Kickxella alabastrina, 1661 nucleotides. RefSeq lists its product as uncharacterized. Gene Ontology annotation, molecular function: protein binding. The transcript has a single exon. Bases 472 to 1590 code for a protein of 372 amino acids. The record is from RefSeq and is a predicted model, not a curated record. NCBI's taxonomy places the organism in Eukaryota, Fungi, Kickxellomycota, Kickxellomycetes, Kickxellales, Kickxellaceae.